Colletotrichum paranaense is the source of this 423-nucleotide messenger RNA. RefSeq lists its product as uncharacterized. Lineage: Eukaryota; Fungi; Ascomycota; Sordariomycetes; Glomerellales; Glomerellaceae. Bases 1 to 423 code for a protein of 140 amino acids. The record is from RefSeq and is a predicted model, not a curated record. The transcript has a single exon.
AUGCAUCAACAGGUCAAGGCAUAUGGGGGCGGUGGAUGGCGAAGAAGCUACUGCGGCAUUUUCGUCGCGUUUUGUGUUUGUACGAUCACGCCGAAGAAGAGAGUUGAUAUGCGUUUUGAAUUUUCUUGCGUUUUUUUAUCGGGUUGGGAAUCGAGCUAUCGCUGGUUCUCAGGCUAUUUGCACUCUGGGAUUUGGAGACGACAGGGUCUUCCGCAUCGAAUCGCCCGCGAUCAGAGUUUGGGAGAGUGUGAUUGGGCGCUCGAUGGGAGAUCCGAAAGGGGCGACCAAAACGAGCCAUCAAGAAACACAUCACCUCACUCGCUGAGAGCGGCACCUGUCAUCCGCCGCGGUUCAUCGGAUAUGUUUUCAUCACGCAAAAGCGCAUGGAAACGACACGGCACGUGUUACUACAACUUCACAUGA